This is a messenger RNA of Pistacia vera, 495 nucleotides long. RefSeq lists its product as uncharacterized. Lineage: Eukaryota; Viridiplantae; Streptophyta; Magnoliopsida; Sapindales; Anacardiaceae. The annotation marks the transcript as partial. The record is from RefSeq and is a predicted model, not a curated record. The transcript has 4 exons.
AUGAUUUUCAAAGUCGCAACACUUUUGCUAAUAUUACUUUGUGUUUCUUCAAGAAACAAUGGUGUGGUGGCAAGUCUUCCUGGAGAAGAAGAAGAAUUGCAAAUUCUUAAAAAAUCUGAUAAUGUCAAAACUAUUCAGCUUGAGAGUGGUGAUAUUGUCGACUGUGUAGACAUCUACAAACAACCUGCAUUUAGUCAUCCUUCGCUCAAAAAUCACAAGAUCCAGGUGUUACCAAAAUCAUAUCUUGCUCGAAGAGAGAAACAACUACAAGAAUUAAGGUUAAAAGGGAAAGCUUGCCCGCAUGGAACAGUUCCAAUACCAAGAACAACAAAGCAAGAAUCAGUGAUAGCAAGAGCUUUGAAUCCCACAACAAUUUCAGCCGCUAACAACAAUAGCCCUCCUCAGGUGCUACCAAAAUCAUAUCUUCCUCGAAGAAAGAAACAACUACAAGAAUUAAGGUUAAAAGGGAAAGCUCGCCCGCUUGAAACAGUUCCA